GCGCGCGCUACAGUGCCAAAUCGCUCCCAGCGCUGCCCAAGGUGCUGCCGCGUGGUGCCCGUGUGCUGCCGAGCGUUGCCCGUCCGGGCGCCCGCGCUCCGCCGACGCAUCAGCCUCCAGAGUCAAGUGGCAAGAGAGAGCAUGAGCCGCCUCCUGAAGGAGAUCGCCCCGCACAACGCGCCGGGGCCGCGCGCCCUGACCACGACGCCGUGCCUCGUCUGCGGUGAUGAUGGAGAGGGGAUGGACUGCUGCCCCGCGGCGCUCUGCACGCCGUGUCUGCAGCGAGCGGCCAAGGCGCAGGGGUCGCUGUUUCGCUGCCCGUUAUGUCGAGAUGAUGGCGCGUUCGUGAUCGCGGCGAAGAGGAGAGGAGUGGUCGCGAACGCGAAGGCGACGCCGCGCUACGCGAGCGGCGACGAUCUAACGAUACGAAGGCGCUGCAACGCGCCGCGAUGCAAGGCGCCGGGCGGCCGGUUCGUCGACGCGGCCGAGAACCCGCUGACGCGCCACGGUAACACAGAGAAGUGGGCCCUCGCGACGUGCGCGCACUGCGGCCAGACGUCGCGGCACCGCGGGUGUGUGAAGAGAUUUGAGGGCUUUCGCUGCGACGACUGCGACGUGCAAGUGCUGGAACGGACCCCGGACGACUUCCGGAAGGGCGAUCGCGUCGAGGCGCGCUUCUCGGGCGGGCCGCGCUGGUACGGGGCCGAGGUCGUCGCCGUCGUUGAGGAAGGGAUCCGCGUCAAGUACGACGACGACGGGUCCCUGGAGACGAUCCGCGUCGCCGCGCGCAUCCGGCACCGCGCCGCGGAGGAGGAACGGCCGCCUUCGCGGCCCGCGGCGCGGUCGCGCCGGGGCGAGGAGGAAGGCGGCGGCUCGGUCCCGCCGGGUCAGUCUCGGAACCCAACCGGGGGCUUCCGGUGCGAGGUCCGCCAGGUCGGCGGCACGAGAUGGCGCCGCUUCGAGUCUUGUCGGGACGCCGGCCGGGCGUUCAACAUUCACGGCAACUACUUCUCACGACUCGUCAACGACGACGCCGCGUGCCCGGCGUGGGUGCGAGAACAGUUCGAGGCGCGGCGGCUGGGAGACGACGCGGACGAAGAAUCGUCGGCGGACGACGACGAGGCCGCGCUCCGGGCGCUGCGCGAGCGCGUCGAGCGCGACGGUGGCGACGAAAUGACGGCCGCGCGGCUCGAUGCGUUGCUGGCCGGCUGGAAAGGGUCACGCGAGCGAAAAGUUACACACGGCCGCCCGAACGGUUUUGCCUACAGCUUCGUCGCCCCCGACGGAACCGAGAUCACGUCGAUCGGCCGCGCGGCCGCGGCCGUCCUCGAGGCCGUGCCGGCGGCCGACGUCGAGGCCGCCGCGGCGGAAGCGCCCGCGCCCGCACCGGUGGCCAGGGAGGAAGACAAUGACGACGCGCCGGCGGCGGACGAACCGCCGGUGUUUGACCACGGCGCUGCGCUCCGGGCGCUGCGCGAACGCGUCGAGCGCGAUGGCGGCGACGCGAUGACGGCAGCGCGCCUCGACGCCCUGCUCGUCGGCUGGACGGGGUCGCGGCAGCGCAGACGGCGAACCGGCUACACUUACAGCUUCGUCUCCGCGGGACGAGCCUGGUCUUACAGCUACACCGCCCCCGGCGGCGCCAAGUUCCGGUCGAUUGCCAGCGCGGCCGCGGCCGUCCUCGGCGUCGCGGCGCCGACUGACGAGGGCGCCGCGGACGAGGCGCCAGCGCCGACGGCCGCCGCACCGCCGUUGAAGGUGUCCCUGGUCUCGGAGGUCGCCGCCCGCGAGGAGCUCCGCGACCAUCUGCGAGGUCUGCCGGGCGUCGAGGCGUCCCAACUGGACAACCUGCUCGCCGGGUGGCAGGCGACGCGGCGCCGACGAGCAGACGGAACCACGUACAGCUUUAUCUCGCCCGGCGGCGAAGAAUUCACGUCCGUCUCCCGCGCCGCCUGGGCGGCGUGCCGCCUCGCGCCUGUGGAGAGACGACUCCGCGCGGAAGCCGAGCGGCUACGGGUCGAGAACGACGCGCUGCGGAACGACCCGGCGGCGGCCGCGCGGCGCGAGGCCAAGCUCCGGGCCGAGGUCGGGAGGCUCCGCGUGGAGAACGAGAGGCUCGCGCGGGCGGCGCAGCAGCCACCGGUCGUCGUCAACCACAGCCGCCGCGACGCCGGUCUCGGCGCGUGGAUGGCCGAGACGUUCGACCACGCCGUCGGCACGGAGCCGGUCGUCGUCAACCAGGUCCGUCCAGCGCGCCGCGUGACGGCGGGCGCGCCCGUCGUGCCGCCGGCACCGGCCGUGCCGGCGUGGCCGGCUCCGAUCGAAGCGCCGAUCCCGCCGCUCGGCCCCCGUGCCGCGAGCCUCGCUGCUGACAACGCGUUCCGCGCCGCGUCGGCGUUGGCGCUACGCAAUUUGAGAGAUUCCCUCCACGCCGUCGAGGCGCUGGCGACGAGCGACUUCCAGGGCCCCAUGAAGCGGCCGGUCGCGCGCCUGGCCCUGAAGGCGCACCAGCUCGCGACGCACGUCGCCGCCUCGGAGACGCAGCUCGCCGAGCGCAUCACGUGGGCGCCGCCUUCUUUCUGGACGCCCGACGAGGACUGGCGCCUGGAGCGGCUGUACAGCGAUGAGUGCGCCGCGGUCGACGCCGCCGGCCUACAGGGUAGGUCGGUGCGCGCCGAUUUCUGGGCCCGCGCCGCCGCCGCCCUCGGUACCAGUCGCACGGCCGGGGCCGUUGAGUCGCGUUGGAAGGCAUUGCGCGCUGGCACCGGCGCGAGGACGCGGCCUUGGACAUCCAACGAGGACGAGCGACUCCGAACCAUGGUCGGCGACUUGGGCGCGAGGAGCGACUGGCCCGCCAUCGCCGUGCAGCUCGGCAACGGCCGGACGGCGGGGGGCGUCGAGGCGCGCUGGCAGAUCUUGCGCGCCGACGAGCCGAUGAGAACGAAGCCGCGCUGGACGGCCGACGAGGACGAGCGGCUCUCGGAGCUUGUACGCGCGGCUCCGGAGCGCGCGUCGGGAAGUGCGCGACCAGGCAUGUGGGACCGCAUCGCCUUGUCGUUUCCCGAUCGUACUGCGUCGGCGGUCGAGCACCACUGGAAGGAUCGUAACAAAAAAGCGCAGCGACACGCCAUGGCGGCGCCCGCGCCGCCAUCAAAAACAUUAGAGAAAUCACAGAAGAUUAGAUGUCUGCAGGACAAUCCGAAACAAAAAGGCACUGCAUGUCGCGACCGCUACGAAAAGUAUAAAUCUGCUACCACUGUCAAGGAAUUCUAUGAGAAGGAAGGCACUCCUGCUGAUCUGGACCAUGACAUUGGAAAGGGAUUUAUCGAAGUUAUCCAACCGACGCCCGCGCCGUCGAUCGCGGGCGAUCCUGACCGGAAGAAGCGGCCGCGGGAGGGACCUGCCGCCCCCCGCUGGUCCUCGGACGAGGAGGCGCGCCUGCGCCAGGUUGUUGAGGACGAACGCAGGGCGAUCGCGGGUGGGGCGCCGAAAGCCGGCGUGUGGGAUCGAGUCGCUAUAGCUCUCGGGACGGGUCGGACAGGCGGCGCCGUGUCACAACACUGGAGCGCGAUGAAUCGAGGCACCGCCACCGGUGCGCCGGGCGCGGCUCGUUGGACGCCCGACGAGGAGCAGAAGCUGAGGCGGCUCGUCGAGGCGGAGCGCGCCGCAAAUCGCGGCAAGUGUCGCGGGUCGUUCUGGGAUGGCGCGGCGGCGGCGCUCGGCACGAAGCGGACGGCGGCGGCAGUCCAGCAUCACUGGCAGGACAUGAAUAGCGCGUCGCGCCCGAGCAAGAAGGCGCGGACCGACGAGCCGCCGCCCCCCGAAGAGGUGGACGACCCGAUACUUGACCCGUUCGGCCUCCGCGCGGGCCUCGCGGCCCUCUUCUCCCCAUGGGGAUGGGGUUCGUAAGCACAUAACUAACAAGUCA
Messenger RNA from Pelagomonas calceolata, 3928 nucleotides. Lineage: Eukaryota; Pelagophyceae; Pelagomonadales; Pelagomonadaceae. The record is from the annotation of a GenBank genome assembly.